AUGUAUCAUCAGGUGCUUCUUGUCCUUCUUCUCCAUGCAAUCAUCAUUCCACUAGCCGAAACAUUUGAGGCAUCCGAAGUUGAGGCACUCUUCUCGGCACCAGCUCCAGAUGAUGAAUACAUCGAUGAGGUCCUUACUGAACCAGCGACUCAUGAAGCAAGCUCUGCGGAUGGCGUAAAACUUAAAGAAUCCCCAUCAGAAGAAUCGUCAACUGACGAAGCCUCCAAGCAACCGGGUAACCCCAUUAACAGUGAGGAUGACGAGCAGAAACAGAGCAAGAACCAAGGCGAUGACAGUGUUGAAGCAUCCACGGAAUCUGAGUUGCCUCCAGAUUCGGUGAUUGUAACAACGGAAGGACCACAACGAACAUAUGACCUGAGUGAUCGGCGUGGUUGGCACGUUCCAAUGACUGGUGGCGAUGUGAUUCCACCAGCGAUCAUUCCGCCGGAACCAGAGGAUACAGUGAAUGAGGAGGAACUGAACGGCGAUAAGAUCAGUGUAGCUACGGGUGAUGUGCGCAAUUGGUAUGUGGCACAUUCGGUUGGUGAUAUUAUGCCUGCUGCGAUAAUACCGCAAGAGGACGAUCAAAAUCAGACGAAUGGUAAGGAGAACAGCAAAAACACCGAAAAUGGAACGGCCACCAAGACGGAUAAAGGAUCAGGAGCCACUGGAUCAUAUCUAGCUCUUGUGGUUUUGCCUUUAGCGUUGAUGAUACACUUUUAA
Messenger RNA from Anisakis simplex (herring worm), 723 nucleotides. The record is from the annotation of a GenBank genome assembly. NCBI's taxonomy places the organism in Eukaryota, Metazoa, Nematoda, Chromadorea, Rhabditida, Anisakidae.